Molecule: messenger RNA, 399 nt
Organism: Ambispora gerdemannii
Lineage: Eukaryota; Fungi; Glomeromycota; Glomeromycetes; Archaeosporales; Ambisporaceae
Source: the annotation of a GenBank genome assembly
AUGCAACUGUUCACGCAUAAAUACGACGCACCCGCUCCGCUACAAAGUAUUAUUAUUCAAACACGCUUCAAAUUCAUCAUGAAGAGUCUCACUUUAAUACUUGUUCUCACCGUUGUAAUCUUCAAUAAUUUCACUUUUGCCACGGUGCCUCUGAAACGGAGAAAAGAUGAAUUAUUUCUUCUGAGACAGAAUGCUGUUGACGAAACACUCAUCAGAAACUCGUCUUCUAAAGCUACAGUGACACAACCACCAAACAAAGACAGUGACAACAUCUACAUUAACGUUAAUAUCAUAUUAACAUCGAUAUCCUAUAAAACAUUGAUAUCAAGAUCAACACUGAUAACAGUGAGUGAAACAUCAUCGAAAUCGACUAUCAUCAUCAUCGCCAUUGAUAACUAG